This is a messenger RNA of Octopus sinensis (East Asian common octopus), 603 nucleotides long. RefSeq lists its product as uncharacterized. Lineage: Eukaryota; Metazoa; Mollusca; Cephalopoda; Octopoda; Octopodidae. The record is from RefSeq and is a predicted model, not a curated record. Gene Ontology annotation, biological process: protein phosphorylation. The transcript has a single exon. Bases 1 to 603 code for a protein of 200 amino acids. Gene Ontology annotation, molecular function: protein serine/threonine kinase activity; ATP binding.
AUGAAAUGCAAGCAGGCGAACGAUUUGGCCCAACAGUUUAACCUGUGCUCAGCUGACGAACGUAAGAUCUUUUUUGAGGUGCCCAUCAUUGCUGAAAUGGAUAUGCUGUCGCACUGCACCCAGCUGAUACAGAAGGUGACCCGCAAGAAGAUCUUCGUCCUUGAAGAAUGCAUUGCUAUCGAACCGUUCCUAAAAGGAAGCUUCCAGAAAUUUAGCAGUACUUACUCAUCGUAUUACACGUGUAAUGGCGGGGGUGAUGGUGCCGACAUCACGGCACCAACAGCGAACUAUAACGGCACCGGCUAUGGAAAACACACGAAGGGCAAAAGUACUAACACAACCAACACAUAUGCAAACAAUUUGGCUUUUGUCGAAGCUUUUUCGCAUUACACCUACUGGUAUACAAAGGGUCGCAUGGUGGUUGAUGACCUACAGGGCGUCAUACAGGACACGAAUCAUUUCCGGUUGACCGAUCCAUCGAUACACUCGGUCAAGCUCUCAUACGGACCAACAGACAGUGGUCAAAACGGCAUCACGGCUUUCCUUUCUAAACACAGAUGCAACAAGAUUUGUGCCAAUUGGUUUCUCAAUCAACAACAUUGA